AUGGCUAAAAUACCGUACCCUCUCAAAACGCAUUCAUACUCAAACCUACAUGAAGUAACAUUUACGCAUCUCAAUUGGGUCAUUGCUCUAGAUUUUCAAGCACAGCAGCUUCAAGGUUACGCUGAAUAUACAUUUCAUCAUCAUCUUUCAACUCGAUCCUCUUGUGUUGUGGUGCUUGAUACGCAUCAUUUAAAUAUCGCCAAGGUUUAUGUGGAUGAGAAGGAGACAAGGACCUUCACUCUGCCCGAGACUGAACACGCUGUUUUUGGUCGUCCACUUGUAAUUACGACCCCGAACCACGCGACUAAAAUUCGUGUGGACUACACCACAUCCGUUGCUUCCAGUGGUCUCCAAUGGCUUCAAAAGGAACUCACGGCGGGUAAAAUGUAUCCAUAUCUAUUUACACAAUGUCAAGCCAUUCAUGCACGUACAAUUGUCCCAUGUCCCGAUACACCAUCGUGUAAAUUUACUUAUACUGCUACAGUAACAGUACCCGAUUGGUGUACGUGUUUAAUGAGUGCAAUUGCUGAUCCACAAGGUCCAAAGCAUCAAAAUCACGUGGAGAAGACGUAUCAACUCUGUUUUUUUCAAACUGUUCCAAUUCCUUCUUAUCUAUUAGCUCUAGUAGCUGGUAAAUUAGAAAGUGUUGAUCUAGGACCACGUAGUCGUGUAUGGGCAGAACCAACCGUUGUGACAAAAGCUGCACAUGAAUUUGCACAGACUGAAGCUUUUUUACAACAUGCAGAGGACAUUACAGGACAAGAAUAUGUCUGGAAACGAUAUGAUCUGGUAUGUUUACCACCAUCCUUUCCCUAUGGAGGUAUGGAGAAUCCAUGUUUAACAUUUGUCACACCAACGUUAUUAGCAGGGGAUCGAUCACUUGCUGAUGUUGUGGCACAUGAGAUUUCACACUCCUGGACGGGCAAUCUUGUAACAAAUCACUCGUGGACAGAUUUUUGGUUGAAUGAAGGAUGGACAAUGUGGCUUGAACGUAAAAUUCAGAAUCGCAUUGCUCAGGACCCAAAGGCAUACGAUCUAAAGGCUGCGAUAGGUCUACGUGACCUUGUCGAAGCCGUCGAAGAAUUUGGACCUACGCAUCCUUUUACGGCACUAGUGCCUGACAUUGAAGGCAUGGAUCCGGAUGAUGUCUUUUCGUCGAUACCGUAUGAGAAGGGCUUUAAUUUUUUGCAUUACCUGUCAACUGUGGUUGGAGGUCACAAAGUCUUUGACAAAUUUGCACAAGCGUACAUUCAGGAGUUUAAGUUCAAGACAGUCACGUCGGGUGAAUUUCGUGCAUUUUUCGAAAAAUACUUUGCGGAACAGCCGGAAGCAUUGAGCAAAAUUGAUUGGGAAACGUGGUAUUACGCGCCUGGCAUGCCGCCUGUUGCAAAUAAGUUUGACACGACCCUUACUAGCCAAGCAACGUGUCUGGGCGAGCAGAUGGCUGUGAGUAGCGACCUAGAAACGUGGACGAGUGUCGACAAGGACAUGUUGCAAAAGUGGCCGACUACUUUGUGGAUCUUGUUACUCGACACGUUGUUGUUGAAGCAACAAGAUGCGACGUUUACGGCUGCCCACUUGGAUGUAAUCGAUUCCUUCACGCACCACCAUCUGACGACUACGAACAACUCAGAGCUGCGAUUCCGCUGGUAUACGCUAUGGCUUCGCUCGGGUGACUUGCGUUUGCUUGAGAAAACCGUCGAGAUGCUUAAAGAACAAGGCCGUAUGAAGUUUGUGCGUCCGCUUUUUCGGGAUCUAUGUACAGCUUUAGGGGCUGCUCAGGCUGAGGCCAUUUUUGCGGAUUGCAAGAAUCUGUACCACCCGAUUGCAGCUAAGAUGAUCCAGCGGGACAUUGAAAACAGUAUUGCAAAAGCUAAAAAUAGCAAGAUGAAGUUUGCGUCGCCGACGACCCCAAGUGCUUUGGCACAAUGGCUGGGUGUGUCGGACGAAGUCGUAGGUUACACUGCUGUUGCAGUUACCGUCGCGACGGUGGCGCUUAUUGUCAUGUCCCGUCGACAAUAG
Molecule: messenger RNA, 2022 nt
Organism: Peronospora belbahrii
Lineage: Eukaryota; Oomycota; Peronosporomycetes; Peronosporales; Peronosporaceae
Source: the annotation of a GenBank genome assembly